CAUCACCUGCCCAAUCAGGCCAUCUAAUUUUAUUGGCCUACAGUCUACUUUUCCAAGAGGCCAUGGAAGUAUAAAUAAUAAAGCAAGAAAAGAAGAUCCAUUUGGCUGGCUGCAUAGAUUUCUUCUGAAUGUACUGACAAUCUCCAAGAAAAAUGAACCCCUUGCUGGGCCUGGGCCUGCUUCUGGCUGGCCUCCUUACUGUGGAAGGUCUUCUGAAGCCGAACUUCUCUCCAGAGAAUCAUGAAGCUGUGAGUCAGGGCCAAGGAGGGAAGGGAAAGGGGACAGCUCAGGAGCUUGCAAAGCGCAACGCAGACUUUGGACUCAAGCUGUUUAAGAAACUGUCUUUCCACACCCCUGACAAUAACAUCAUCUUCUCCCCCUGGAGCAUCUCUAUGGCCUUCUCCAUGCUAUCUCUGGGGGCCCAGGACUCCACCCUGGCUGAGAUCAAGGAGGGCUUCAACUUCAGGAGCAUCCCUGAGAAAGACCUCCAUGAAGGCUUCCAUUACCUCAUCCGCAGGCUGAAUCAGAGGAACCAGGACCACAGGUUGGGACUCGGGAAUGCCUUGUUUAUUGACCAGAAGGUAAAGCCCCAGCAGAAGUUUCUGACAGAAAUCAAGAACAUGUAUGAGGCAGACAUCAUCCCCACCAACUUCCGGAACUCAGAAAAUGCUCAGAAGCAGAUCAAUAACUACGUCAGUCAGAAAACCCAGGGGAAAGUCGACAACCUAGUCAAGAACGUAGACCCUGGCACUGUGAUGCUUCUUAUCAACUAUAUUUUCUUUCGAGCCAGGUGGCAACAUGAGUUUGACCCAAAGGAAACAAAAGAGGACGAUUUCCUUCUGGACAGAAACAAGACCGUGAAGGUGCCCAUGAUGUUCCAUGUGGGCAUGUAUAAAGUGGGGCGUGAUGACCAGCUGUCCUGCACUGUCCUGGAAAUGCCCUACCAGAGUGACUUCAGGGCCAUCUUUGUUCUUCCUGAUGAGGGCAAAAUGAAGCAAGUGGAGGAAGCCCUGGGGCUGGACACUUUUGACAGAUGGCAAAAGUUACUCGUACGAAGGGUCGCAGAUGUGUUUGUGCCCAGAUUGACCAUCACCAGUAACUACGACCUGAAGAAGAUGCUUUCCCACCUGGGCAUCAGCAAAAUCUUUGAGGAACACGGUGAUCUCACCAGGAUCUCCCCUCAUCGAAACCUGAAAGUGGGUGAGGCGGUGCACAAGGCUACCCUGAAGAUAGAUGAGAAGGGCACAGAGGGGGCUGCGGGCUCCGGAGUGCAGACACUGCCCAUGGAGACGCCAAUUCAGGUCAAGAUAAACCACCGCUUCCUGCUGAUGAUCUGGGAGACUAAAAUGAAUAACCUGCUCUUCUUUGGAAAGAUUGUUAAUCCUUCUGGGAGAUAAGGCAGAAACCCGACUUCCUGCAGACCCCAGCUAUGUCCUGGGGUUGGAUGCGCUUUGUCUCCUUGAGACCACAGGGACUGUCUCAUCUCAUCUCACAUUAUCCUGAGCUCUCCACACCACCAUCCAAAGAGGCAGCACCACUGGCUUCUGGGCACCAUUUCCCCCCUUAGCCCCCUUACCACCCAUUCAAAUUUCAGGAUUAGACGCCUCAUCCCCACCCAGUUGAUAGUAACCUUCUCCUCCGCCCCUGGUAGGCAGAGGGGUUUUGUGAUUUAAUAAACAAUACUCCCAAGA
Odocoileus virginianus texanus is the source of this 1691-nucleotide messenger RNA. RefSeq names its product serpin A12. Gene Ontology annotation, biological process: negative regulation of endopeptidase activity. Gene Ontology annotation, molecular function: serine-type endopeptidase inhibitor activity. The record is from RefSeq and is a predicted model, not a curated record. Lineage: Eukaryota; Metazoa; Chordata; Mammalia; Artiodactyla; Cervidae.